Molecule: messenger RNA, 1197 nt
Organism: Saxophila tyrrhenica
Lineage: Eukaryota; Fungi; Ascomycota; Dothideomycetes; Mycosphaerellales; Extremaceae
Gene: SLX1
Product: Slx4p interacting protein
Exons: 2
Coding region: 1-1197 (398 amino acids)
Biological process (GO): double-strand break repair via homologous recombination
Cellular component (GO): Slx1-Slx4 complex
Molecular function (GO): 5'-flap endonuclease activity; crossover junction DNA endonuclease activity
Source: RefSeq, a predicted model, not a curated record
AUGGCCAAAGCAUUACCGCCAAUACCAGCGUUCUACGCGUGCUACUUGCUACGGUCAACCAUCCGGCACGCAAGCCUCUACGUUGGAAGCACACCAAACCCCGUGCGAAGGUUGAACCAGCACAAUGGCAAGACCAAGGGGGGCGCGGUCAGAACUUCGAGAGACUCAUUGCGGCCAUGGGAGAUGACAUGCCUGGUUACUGGCUUCCCUAGCAAGAUUGCGGCGUUGCAGUUUGAAUGGGCGUGGCAAAACACCCACAUGACCCGCCACGUCGCCCCCGAUUCGCGACUAACAAACGCGCGGACUACGGUUCGCAUAUCACCAAAGACUGGCCGCCCACGCAAACGUCCAGCACGGCCGCGUCUAUCGCUCACAGAUCGACUGGCAAACCUGCAUCUCCUGCUCGGGUCCAGUAGCUUCGCGAGAUGGCCGCUCAAAGUGACGUUCUAUGCCGAGGAUGUUUUCCGCGUCUGGCAGAAGUGGGUCGCUCAGGAUAGUGUCGAGGCACUGCCUUCUAGGAUGAAGAUCAUUCUCGAUCCUUUAGCUAGCAAGAAGUCCGGUCAAGCCAAUCCCGCGGAAGAAGCGUCUGGUAUCCAUGCAAUUGACGUUGGAUACAGCGGGAUGAAGCCCUAUUUGGAGAAGACGAAGGCUACGCUAAGCGCCUCUUCGACUUGCGCAUGCUCUUUCUGCAAGCAAACGAUCUCAAGCAGCGUCAGGGGUGCCCUUUUUUGUCCCACCGAUGGCUGCAAUGCCGUUGGCCAUCUAGAGUGCUUCGCCACCGCAUUCACCAAGGACGACCCUGACGCCAUCGUGCCACUCAGCGGGUCAUGUCCUGGCUGUGGCUCGCAGCUGCAGUGGAUCGACCUUGUCAAAGAGCUCAGCCUACGAAUACGUGGCGAGAAGGAAGUCCAGAAGGUGUUGAAGGUUCGGAAGCCGCGUACGACCAAGAAAGGGGCAGUGGCUGAUGAGCCGGCGGUUGCCGAGGAUGAGAUGUCGGGCGAUGACGAAGAUCUGGAUGACGCAUGGCACGUCCUAUCGGAUGACAGCGAGGACGAAAGAUCAAAGCCCACCAUUCGAAGCGGCCCAAGCCCGGUUGCGAUAUUCAAGGCUCCUCGAGUGCAGAUGGUUGAUGCUGCGCCCUACUCUGAGCCGAUCAUUGAGGACAGCGACUGGGAUGAGGCCAUGGUGCUGACUUGA